AGUUAAGCUUGUUUUUCUCUCCCCCUCUACCAUCAUUCAUUCAGCCUCUUAUGCUUGCGUCAUGGGUCUCGUCUGUCACAAACCCCGUGGCACCAGAAACGUGAAGACAUGGUUGGGGGCGCGCUGGUGCUGAAACUUCUUCUACGUGGCAGUGAAGUUUCGUUGAGUUGACGAGGUUCCAUCCUGUAAUGCAGUGGCAGGGAAGCAGGGCAAGCACCAUACGGUAAUCGGGGAAUAUUAUGAAAGCACCACCGGUUUGCCGACAUUCAAUCUAAGGUUCUAUGCCAUCAUAAGCUUCUACAGUUGAGAAACUUGAGAGCAUUUUUAUAAUAUUUGUUGCAGCUUCAAUCAUGGAGAGAGUUCAGAAAAUGAAGGGCGGCAGAAAGAAGAAAAAGAAAGAUUCCACAAUGCCGGCCCGAUCAACUCUGCUGGAGCAGCUUGGCCGAGCUGAAGCAGAAAUCUUUGCACUGGUUCAGCAACAGACUGACAGAGCGCGGGAAGCGGCCACGGCAAGAUUGUCGGUGAAAGAGAUGAGCGAUAGACUGUUGGCAAUGCAGGCAGAGCUGGAAAAGCAGAAAGCAAACGCAGAAGAUGUCAUGUACGUGCCCAAGAGACAUAUAUAUUUCUCCUCCCUCCCGCAGUUUAUGGUAGUCCAAGCUCCCGUUCUCCAUUCUCGUCCUGAUAUGGCGGGUCCUGGAGAUCGUCCUUAAACCAAUGGAAGCGCAAGGCUUUCCCUUCCAAUGAGGCCACCUUGCCCCCUGCUAGAAUGUUUGUCUGAAACUU
This is a messenger RNA of Chara braunii, 783 nucleotides long. NCBI's taxonomy places the organism in Eukaryota, Viridiplantae, Streptophyta, Charophyceae, Charales, Characeae. The record is from the annotation of a GenBank genome assembly.